Tauraco erythrolophus (red-crested turaco) is the source of this 2418-nucleotide messenger RNA. The record is from RefSeq and is a predicted model, not a curated record. NCBI's taxonomy places the organism in Eukaryota, Metazoa, Chordata, Aves, Musophagiformes, Musophagidae.
AUUGUGAACGUGUCACGAUUAGUUGGUGUGGAUAACCCUGUGGAGCUGAUCUAUUUUGUGGAGGACCAAGAUGGAGAGAGACUCAGUGCUCUGAAGUGCUCAGACCUAAUGAACAGAGUUGAUAUCCAGCGGGCUGCAAUCAUCCUUGGAUACCGCAUUGAAGGCACCGUUGCGCAGCCGGUGGAGAAGCUGAAGGAGUCCACCUCAGAGUCACAGAAUAGCAACCUGUGGAUUAUUGUUGGUGUAGCAGUUCCAGUUGCUGUGGUGCUCCUGAUCGUUAUUAUUUUAUACUGGAAACUUUGUCGAACAGACAAACUGGAGUUUCAGCCGGACACAAUGAGCAACAUUCAGCAGCGACAGAAGCUACAAGCCCCCAGUGUGAAAGGCUUUGAUUUUGCUAAGCAACAUCUGGGCCAGCACAAUAAAGAUGAUGUCCUGAUUAUCCAUGAGCCAGCUCCUUUACCAGGACCUAUUAAGGACACUACUCCAUCUGAAAAUGGAGAUGUGCCCAGCCCCAAAUCCAAGACUUCCUCAAAGCCUUCAAAGACUGUUCGACACAGAGGGAGAAUUUCACCAUCAGAUGCUGACUCCACAGCAAGUGAACAAUCCAGUGAGAGAGAGACAGGAGAAGAAACUGCAAGACCAACUGUUACAAAUGAGGGCAAACCACACAGAGCAGCAAAGAAGGGACCUCCUCAGACCAGCAGUGGAAACGAGCAACACUCCUCAGCCUCUAUCUUCGAACAUGUGGACAGGAUGUCACGUUCCUCAGAUGCCAGCAGACGGGUCCCAAGCAAGAUCCAGCUGAUUGCCAUGCAACCGAUGGCAGCGCCUCCGGUUCAGAACUCGGUGCUUUCUGAUCGAGUAGCAGAGACCAACAAAAUUAAUAAAGAGAUACAAACAGCCUUGAGGCAUAAAUCUGAGAUUGAGCAUCACCGCAAUAAGAUUCGUCUGCGCGCCAAACGCAAAGGGCACUAUGAAUUUCCAGUGGUGGAUGAUGUGGUGGUGGUUGACUCCAAAGAACAGCACAGAAUAUAUCGCAAGGCACAGAUGCAGAUUGACAAGAUCUUGGACCCUGGAGGCAGUGUGCCUACUGUCUUCAUAGAGCCCAGGAAGAGUUCUCGUGCAAAACGUUCUCCCAAGCAGCGCCGGCGACAUCAGAUAAAUGGUAGUCCGAUUGAUGCAGAGAAGGACAGGUUAAUCACAACUGACAGUGACGGAACAUACAAAAGGCCUCCAGGAGUCAAUAAUUCUGCAUAUAUUUCUGAUCCAGACUUGCCUCCUGAACCUCAGACAUCAUCUUCAGCUGAUCUGGGGAAGUUCCCUGGCUUGCCUUCCCACCCAGUCUCCCAGUAUGUCCCACCUCAGCCAUCCAUUGAAGAGGCUCGGCAAACCAUGCACUCGCUGCUGGACGAUGCUUUUGCGCUGGUGGCCCCCAGCAGCCAAGCAGCCAAUUCCACGGCCGUCACGCCACCCGGGGUCUCUGCAGGACAGCCGAGGUACGUGGAGUUUGGAAUGACUCCGCCAACAGCACCAGGUCUCCUACCAAGACAGAACUUUGGGCCAGGUUUUCUUCAACCUGCAGAGUUAAUGCACCCAGACCAGCAGCCACCUGAGGUUCAAUAUUCCUCCAGAGGGAUAUACUCAGAGGAAAUGCCAUCAGUGGCACGGCCUCGACCAGUUGGAAGCACUGCAGGUUCUCAGAUACAGCACCUCACUCAGGUGGGAAUUGCUAGCAGGAUCGGAGGUCAACAAGUGGAGAUCCCCUCAGGCAGAGCAGGGCAUGGCCAGCCGGGGGGGCCAGGGUGGCCCCAGUACCGUGGAGAGGAUGAAUAUGCUAGGCGAGAUGCAACGCAUAUGCAUGGACACCAAGAAUAUUCCUCCUCACCAGUAUUCCAGAUGCCGAGGACUUCAGCCAGGCAGCCUUCGGCACCCCCUGCUCAGCUUCCACACAACAGCCUUCAGGGCCAGGGCCUUUGCUACACCACCAGUUCCACUGAAGACCUCCAGCCAGGUCACUCUUCAGCCUCUCUUAUCAAAGCAAUUAGAGAAGAACUUCUACGACUUUCUCAGAAACAGACACCAGUGCAGAACUUCCAUAGUUGAUUUAGCAUUCCCUUGCAAAUCUACCAGGUAUCUGCUUCCUAUGGAAGCAAAGACUUAGAGGAAAUCAGCAAUGUUGUUCUCUCAAAAGAAUGAACUUUCACAGCUCUGUUGACAACACUCUGGAAAAAUUGAAAAAGGCAGCAAAAUGAGGAUAGUAAGGAGAGACGGGGAUCAAACAGGGAAAAUCAGUGUCAUCACAAAUAAUACUAAUUAAUCUGCUAAUAUUAAGGUGCUCCUCUUCUCUCCCUACCCUCAUUCGACGUAACAUAUAAAUAAAACUUUAGGUCAAGAACUCAUCGCUCCAGCAACAAA